This is a messenger RNA of Carassius carassius (crucian carp), 1122 nucleotides long. RefSeq names its product transmembrane protein 241 (gene slc35d4). The coding region runs from base 118 to 1014 and encodes 298 amino acids. The record is from RefSeq and is a predicted model, not a curated record. The transcript has 14 exons. Lineage: Eukaryota; Metazoa; Chordata; Actinopteri; Cypriniformes; Cyprinidae.
GCGUGUCGCGGUGGGCGUGGUCUACAGAAUAGAGGAAGUACAGAUGAGAUCAGAACAUUAAUAAAAAAAGAGUAUUAGAGGAGCUGUGAGACCAUAGUUACUGAAGUAUCCAAUCCAAUGAAUGUUGCUCGAGUGAUUCUUGUUCUAGUCUUCUGCACCUUUUUCACAUUAUCUUACUUCACAAAUAAGUAUGUCCUGUCUAUCUUAAAGUUUACAUUUCCAACCAUUUUUCAGGGUUGGCAGACCUCCGCUGGGACUCUAUUGCUACUGGUUACAUGGAAACUGGGCUGGGUUGAAAUCAAUGGCUUUUCCAGAUCUGCAGCUUUUUCCCAGCUUCCUGGGUGCUUCUUGUUCAUUGGUAAUAUUUAUGCGGGGUCCAAAGCACUGUCACUUUUGCCCAUUCCUUUUUUCUUCGUGUUUCAAAAUGUCUCAGAAGUCUUAGCUUUUCUCAUCAGAACAGCAACUCACAGAGAGAAACCACCAUGGAUGAAAUUAAUAAGUAAAAAUCUCCAUUUCAUAUGUCCUCUUUAUGGUUCUAUAUGUCUCACCUCUCAGUUUGGUCCCAGUGGCUACACAUGGGCAUCCAUCCAUCUGUUCUGUGUUGGUGCAUACAAAGUAUUCCAGAAGAACACAAAGACAAUCCUUCUGAGUGAUCUUGAAGAGCAGUUCAUCAAUUACCUGACCAGUGCAUUGUUACUUGCCUCUCUUGCACACUCGACAGGUGAUCUGUCCGGUGCCUUAGAUUUCCCUCUCCUGACUUCAUUCAGGUUCUAUACUGGCUGCUUGGGGAGUGCUAUAUUCAGCUUUUGUCUAAUGUUGGCAACCGUGAAAUUGAAGGGCAGUCUGUCUCAGGAGCACUGUGGCAUAUGGUUCUUCUUGGCUAAGAUACUGGCAUCAGGUCUUUCCCUGUUACUUUCCAUAUUCCAUGCUGUGCUCAGCCCCGUCACUCUGUGCUGCAUUAUCCUGAACUAUGCUGGGGAGGCCUUGUUUUUGUAUUCAGACAGAUUCCAAUAAGUUUGUUGAAGAAUUUGUCCAGUGCCUUUGAAGAUUUUCCUCUCAAACUCUGUAUAGGGGCUUCAGAAAUUGACCAAAGACAAUUGCCUCAAUGAGAUUGUGUGCGCU